Messenger RNA from Anopheles funestus (African malaria mosquito), 4179 nucleotides. RefSeq lists its product as uncharacterized. The record is from RefSeq and is a predicted model, not a curated record. Lineage: Eukaryota; Metazoa; Arthropoda; Insecta; Diptera; Culicidae. The transcript is spliced from 3 exons. The coding region runs from base 1549 to 3639 and encodes 696 amino acids.
UCUUUUCGAAUAGUUUCAUACAGACGAUGCAAAUAAAGCAAAUAAAUUAACAGUACAGGAAAAAUUGUGUCGAUCGUCUUUUUUUUUCUUAGUUUUUUCUCGUUGAAUAAGUCACGUAGCAUCACAACUUGUUAGCAUAAAAGUGAGCUUUAUGCAUCGUGUAUAUGCCUGCAAUUGAGUAAUAUUCCAGAGAAGCUAUCGGUGGAGUAAAACGUGCGCAAGUGGCUCAGGCACGGGCCCACUUUCGUUUUCCGUUAUUUCACUUUCGCUCUCUCCAGAGACCUGCUGCGGCAGCAGAACGCACCUUUCACCGGCAUCAAACUGUCAAGUUGUUAAGCAACAUGCGUAUAGGUACUCUCCGUAUCUCUCGUUUGGGGUUUUUUUUUGUUUUGUUCGCUGCUCUUACCCCUUUUACCUAUGCAUGGAAUUUACGGGAAGGGUGAAAGCAGCAACCCCCAAAAAAAGUGGUUCGUAGCUCUGAUCUCACGUGGGAUCGCGCACAGGGGGGAACCGUUUCCGAGAGCGAAUCGGUACCACAGGCGGGAGAAUCCAUUUGCUCUCCGCUCUGGCAGAUAUGACGAGCUGCAUCUAGUGGGGAUCAUCUUUCGUGAGCUUGCGAGCUACGCCGUGGAAUCCAGCUCCACGCAGCUUCGGCCAGUUGUAUUCCGUUUAAUAAGGUAGUUCAGUCGUCUACCAUUGACAUUUGAUAAUACACCGCGAAAGUAUUCACACCGGGUAAGCGAUCGUGUUGUGCACCGAUCGCUUUGUGUUUCUGUGGGGCUAAUUUUAAAUUUGUGUCCCGAAACAUUUUUUGGGGCCUUCGUAGCGCAUCGUCGGUAGCUGGAUAAAAGCAUACUCGGGUGAGCUGUUGCGUUGCGUUGGUUUGCUACAAAACUCGACCGUGUCACAAACCGUGUCUUUGGCCGUGCAGUGCGAAAAAAAAGAGGUAUCUUCCCCGAAGAACCGAAACAACAGGAACGGAUAGUACGAAAGCAUUUAGGACGGACAGAACGUCCCACACGUGACCGGAAUCCGGAACAGGCGGAAUUACGUGCCACGAGAUUUUCGGGGGCCAUUUCUUUGCGAAACAACAUUUGCAAGCCGGGUAACCCGUACGGCAUUCGAGAUUCGUGUGAAGAUUCCCCACGGUCGGGGAAGGUUAAUACGUCCUUUACGUACGAAAUGUGCAUCGUGGAGGUGAAAGUGUUCCAAUAGUGGUCAAACCCCGUCUUAUCGUAAAAAGAUACAAGACGAAUACAAUACGAGUGCCAGUGACGGUGUAUUAUUUCUUUCGUACCGCAUACGAUUUAGGGAUACACGAAAACCAUCCUUUCCAAACACGGAAACAAAAAAAAAAAAGUUCAUUGAUCGUUGAAUUAUACGGUGUAGUUGGGGUUUUUUUUGGGUGGAGAAAUAUUCAAUUUCCUCCUGAAUAAGCUACCGAAAACGCUGCUAUUCUGACGAACAUUUGCGUGCUCUUUCCGUACCGACAUUUCCAUCGAACGUUCGUCUGCUUGAAGCACAACGAAGACACAACGAAAAGCGAAAAUGACAUUUAAGCUCGUCGCGUCGAUAGUGUGUGGAGCUCUGCUCCUAUCCACGGUUUCUGCUGUGGUGAAUAACAAUGCAAACCAAUCGAAUCAGGAAGCUCAACGUAGGGAAGCACCGUUAGCGGAUUCGUACGGACCUCCGCCAGCGACUGGUCCCGAACUGCCUGCCCCGGUCUAUGGUGCUCCGGCAGUUGCUCACUAUCCACCACCUCCACCAGAUGUGCCACCACCAGCUCCGGCUCUACCGCCGGUGCAAGUGCCUCACAAGGAGUACGGAGUUCCGGUUCAAAGCUAUGGUCCACCAAAUGUAAACAUUGAGUACGGACCACCACCAGCACCGGCUCCCAAACCCAUUUACCAUUCAUACCCCAAGCCACCUCAAUAUCAUGGACCACCACCGUCGCAUCAUAAGAAAUCUUCCUCCUUCCUGGAGCAGCUGUUCUCGACCUUUGGUUUCGGAGGAAGUGAUGACGACCAUCAUUCCCACCAUCAUCACGCUCCCAAGCCAGUGUAUGGGCCACCAUCGCAUCCGGCACCUGUUUACGGACCACCUGCGGGACCUGUACUACCUCCCAAACCUGCCUACGGACCACUCAUUUCUGCUCCACAGCCCGUCUAUGGUCCUCCAAUUCAUCAGGCACCUCCGAAGCCACUGUACGGUCCGCCGAAACCGGCGUACGGUCCACCGAUACAGUCUGGCUUCGCUGUACAGUCGUCUUCCUUCGGACAUCAGUCCGGUUCCUUCGGACACCAUCCGGGCUCACCGGUCCAUGCUCCACCAACUCCACCGGAGAUCAAGUGUGACGGAUGGAAACCUAUUGCCGGACCUGUCGUACAGCCCGAAGUACACGCGCCCGAAUCUUCGUACGGACCGCCACCAAGCGGUGACUUUUUGGCCACUCACCAUCAGAUUGAAUCCAGCGGUGUGGGCGUCAGCAGCGGAGAUAUUGGACUGCAACUACCCAAGCUGGAACAUGGACCUGUCUUCAAUUCGCACUCAGAACUCCACUCCGGACUGGAACUGCCCAAGGGUAACAGCUACGAGGUUCACUCGAACUUUAUCAGCGACUCUUACGGAGCUCCUCCAGCAGACUCGUUCCUGCCCGGAAAGUACAAACCAUCUUUUGUAAAACCAUUACCGCCUCCACCGCCACCACCCCAGAAGCUACACUUUCCACCAGCUCCCCAUUACGGACCACCGAUGCGCCAUCCCGGUCUAGGCAUCUCGCACGGCAGCGUCAGUGGAAAUCUGAAACCUUGGCCCGUUUCUGGAUCGCCUCCGCGACAUCCAAUCGCUUACCGUCCACCGGUACCGCAGGGUUUAAUCGAAUCGAUCGGCCAUGCCGUUGAGCAUCAGGAAAACUUUGGUACCAAACCGUCCUACUCCGGUGACGUAUAUCUUCCUCCACCAACGCGUGAUGUGGCACACUCUGGACCUUCUAGCCUGGAAUUGAACGCACUACCUUCGGAACAGCCCGCCAAACCGUUCCUCACCCAGCAUCAACUGCCCGAGGCGCAAGCUUACGUUCAAGAACCACGCUACCAAUCGCACGAUAUCGUGUCCGUCUCGAGUGACUGUGGACAUGGGCCAACCUCCGUGGACGUGCAGCAAUCGAUCCAAACGAAUCAACUUUCUAUUGUUGGACCAUCGGCAACGGCCAGCUACUCGGCCGAUUACAGCAACAACAUCCAGGACCAUUACGAUGGUGCGGGUUCCAGCAGACACGUGCAAACCUCCAGUUUGCCCGGUCUCGACGGUGGUCUUGGCGGGUUAGAGUUGAUUUCAGCACAAAAGUCUCAAAGCCUUUCCAUACCCGUCCAGGGACAGCAUGGCUCGUACCAGCUACAGUUCCAAUCGGCCGAUCCGCAAGGUGCCGGUUCUGCUCCCCACGAACAGAUCCUUUCCGAGGGUUUGCUGCAGUCGAUUCUGAGUGCGAUUGAACAGCCUCAGCAACAUCGAGCAGCGGAGGAGCACGAUUCAUACGAUCCCAAUAUUGAUCACAGCGAGGUGUCUGUGUUUUUGAAGAGUCCCGAAGGUCAGAAAACUCUACAAGAUCAUCCUAAUGGACAUAUAGGACAUAAACGAUGAGCUAGCACGCCAACUUGAAAAAAGGAAACAUCUCCUCCCUGCCCCCAAAAUCAUCUCCAUUGUUUAACUUAUUUCAUCCCCUAUACCAUCCUUUUAAGUAGUCGUCUCCACUGUUGAAUGCUGCCUUGUAUUGCCUUUCUGCCUCUCUCUCAGCUUAGUUGACUUAAAGCGAUCUUAAAGGACUGGUUGGAUUGAAGAAUAUAUAUCGACAGCUAGAAGCUAAAUCCUCAAAAGGAUGAUGAGAUAUUUGAAAAUGCCAGCGAGAGGAGAGUACGAGCAAGAAAGCAAUUGGUAGCAUAAAAAGAGAGAUAUGCUUUGUAAUUAAGUAUUUAAAUAUUUCAUCUACCGUUGAGCAACACCGUGCCACGGUCGUUAUUGUAUGGGUCGUAUAGGUGUGUGUGUGUAUGUGUGUGUGGUGCGUGUAAGCAUGAGCAUGUAUGUGUGUAAAACUUAUAUGAUUACUGUAAUGAGCGUAUGCUAAGUAGGUGCGAGCAAAAUGUAAACUACUUGGAAAAAUAAAAUCAUAAAUAUCGCGGGAAA